Scleropages formosus (Asian bonytongue) is the source of this 3775-nucleotide messenger RNA. RefSeq lists its product as uncharacterized. Gene Ontology annotation, cellular component: membrane. The record is from RefSeq and is a predicted model, not a curated record. The transcript has 21 exons. Bases 35 to 3658 code for a protein of 1207 amino acids. Gene Ontology annotation, biological process: transmembrane transport. Gene Ontology annotation, molecular function: transmembrane transporter activity. NCBI's taxonomy places the organism in Eukaryota, Metazoa, Chordata, Actinopteri, Osteoglossiformes, Osteoglossidae.
UAGAAGGAAAGCCCAAGUUCUAGAAACCAUCAAGAUGAAGUUUGACAGUCUCCUUGAUGAGGUUAAUGGCUUAGGGAAAUUCCAGAUUCUUAUUGUCAUCUUGCUGGUGGUUCCACGUUUUAUCUUGCCCUGCCACUUCCUCCUGAAUAACUUCAUUGCGGCCAUGCCGUCCCACCACUGCAACAUCACCGCCCUGGUCGAUGGAGACAUCUUCGAGAAUCUGACCCAGGAGCAGAGGCUGACUGUCUCCAUUCCAGCACAGGAGGAUGGAACCCUGAGUUCCUGUGAGAUGUUCCCUCAGCCGCAGCUCCAUCUGCUGUAUGGACCAUCCAACACUACAGACACUCCUGCAGUUGAGUGUCAGAACGGAUGGGUCUAUGACACCAGCACUUUCACCUCCACAAUAGCUACGGAGUGGGAUCUGGUCUGUAACAAGAAGGGCAUGAAUAAGGCCACGGCUACUGUCUUCUUCUGCGGCGUCAUGCUUGGAGCUGUGAUUUUCGGCACCCUCUGUGACAGGUUUGGCAGGAAGAGCAUGCUGUUGCUGUCCUAUGUGUGUGCCAUGGGCUUUGGGCUUACCAGUGCCUUCUCCAGCUCCUACACAAUGUUUGCUGUCAUGAGAUUCUUCACCGGACUGGGACUUACUGGAAUCAGCAUCAUUUCCAUUGUUCUCAGUAUCGAGUGGGUUGAUGUUCAGCACAGGACCCUUAUUGGAGUGAUUGGCAGCAUGGCCUGGACUGUCGGAAACAUGCUGUUGGCAGGACUUGCAUAUGCGGUCAACGACUGGCGAUCGCUGCUGAUUACUGUCACUGCUCCUCUGGGUUUCGCAAUCAUCACUUGGUGGUGGAUACCAGAGUCAGCCAGGUGGCUGAUAGCCAAUGGGAAGGUGGAAAAAGCUCAUUUCUAUUUGCAGAAAUGUGCAAAAUGUAACAGAAAGCAAGAGUUUUCAUCGAAAAUCAAGCCAGAGAUGCUCUCCAGCAUUGUGAUGGUUGAAAAGCAGAAUAAGAGCUACACUUAUGUGGACUUAGUGAGAACCCCCAAGAUGAGGAAACUGGCCAUAUUAUCAGGGAUGGUUUGGUAUGGAGUGGCUUCCACAUAUUAUGGGAUAAGCUUGAACAUCUCUGGAUUUGGCCUGAACAUUUAUCUCACCCACUUCAUUUAUGCUGCCAUUGAAUUUCCUGCUAAACUCAUGGUGUAUUUCUUCCUGGACAAAAUUGGCAGAAGACACUGCCAAGCAGGAACGCUCCUUUUGACUGGAACUUGCAUUGCAAUUAACAUUUUUUUGUCAAAGGAAUUGUACCCCACUGUCGUCAGGCAAAAUGGCAUGGGCUACAAUAGCUUCAUGGGUCGCCUGGGUGCUUCGAUCACUCCUCUGGUCUUGCUACUGGAGGAUGUGUGGAAACUCCUUCCCCAGGUCAUUAUCUGUGCAUUGGCCAUGCUCUCCGGCCUGGUGGCCCUGUUACUUCCGGAGACCCAUAACAUCCGCUUGCCAGAGACGAUUGAGGACAUCGAAAAGCCUGGGAAUUCAUCACCUUGUGUUGCAGCCCAAGAAAAGUGUGAGCAGCCACUCAAACCCCUGACCAGCGAUUUUCUCCUGAACAAUUUCAUUGUGGCUGUGCCGUUCCAUCGCUGCAACAUCACCGCCCUGGACGAUGGAGAUAUCUUCGAGAAUCUAACCCAGGAGCAGAGGCUGACUGUCUCCAUUCCAGCACAGGAGGAUGGAACCCUGAGUUCCUGUGAGAUGUUCCCUCAGCCGCAGCUCCAUCUGCUGUAUGGACCAUCCAACACUACAGACGCUCCUGCAGUUGAGUGUCAGAACGGAUGGGUCUAUGACGCCAGCACCUUCACUUCCACAACCGCUAUGAAGGAGUCUCACUCUGCAGAGCCCAGUUUUGUGGUGUCAUCCAAACUGGUGUCCAGUUACCUGCUGUACAUCACUCCUGGUUCUUGUUUCUUGUCAGAUCUUGCAGUUUUGGCAACCAAAAUGAAGUUUGAUACCAUCAUUGCUGAAAUCAAUGGUUUCGGACAGUUUCAAGUGAUGGUAAUUCUGCUACAGUGCAUCUCUCGCUUCACCCUGCCGUUCCACUUCUUGCUGAAUAACUUCAUUGCGGCCGUGCCAUCUCACCACUGCAACAUCGCUGCCCUGGAUGACAGAGACAUCUUCAAGAAUCUGAGCCAGGAGCAGAGGUUGACUGUUUCCAUUCCAGCCCAGGAGGAUGGAACCCUGAGUUCCUGUGAGAUGUUCCCUCAGCCGCAGCUCCAUCUGCUGUAUGGACCAUCCAACACUACAGACACUCCUGCAGCUGAGUGUCAGAACGGAUGGGUCUAUGACACCAGCACCUUCACUUCCACAAUAGCUACAGAGUGGGAUCUGGUGUGUGGGAAGAAGGGCAUGACUAAAGGCACAGCCACCAUCUUCUUCAUCGGCCUGAUGUGUGGGGCCGUGGUGUUUGGCAUCCUCAGUGACAGAUUUGGCAGGAAGACCAUGCUACUGGUGACCUACCUGUUAGCAUUAACCUUUGGUCUAGCGAGUGCUUUCUCGACCUCCUAUAUGAUGUUUGCAAUCAUGAGGUUUUUUACAGGUUUUUCUCUAACAGGAAUAAGCAUCAUUUCUAUUAUUCUCAGUGUGGAGUGGUGUGGCAUUGAAAACAGGACAGUUGCGGGAGUCAUUGUGAGUCUGGACUGGAGUCUCGGGAGCAUGAUGCUUUCAGGAAUUGCAUAUUUGGUGAAUGACUGGAGGUGGUUGAUUGUCGCAGUCACCUCACCUCUUUUUUUGGCAGUCAUUGCCUGGUGGUGGCUACCGGAAUCUGCAAGGUGGCUCAUCGUCAAUGGAAAAGUGAAGCGAGCCCACAUGUACCUGGAAAAGUGUGCAAAAAUGAACAACAGGGCACAAUUUAUGUCUGAAAUUAUGCCAGAGACUCUUUCUUAUGCCAAGGUGAAGGAGAACAGCAACAGGAAAUAUACCUACUUAGACCUGAUCCGAACACCUAACAUCAGAAAGUUGUCCUUAUUCACUGGGAUCUGUUUUGAAAUUUUCCUCUUUCACAGGUACGGAGUGGCAUUCACAUAUUAUGGGAUCAGCUUGAACAUCGGCGGGUUUAACUUGAACAUCUAUCUAACCCAGUUCAUCUACGGUGCCAUUGAAAUGCCUGCUAAGAUCGGUACCUAUUUCUGUUUGAAUAAAUUUGGCCGAAGAACUACACAGGUUGGCACUCUGUUUUUAACGGGAGUCUGCAUUGCAAUCAACCUCUUCGUUCCCAGCGAUAUGGGAGUUUUUCGAACCGUAGUGGCGGUCCUGGGGAAAGGUCUGGCGGAAGCGUCUUUCACCACGAUCUACUUAUACACGGCUGAGCUCUACCCCACGGUGGUUAGGCAAAACGGUCUGGGCUACGUGUCCUGUAUGGGCCGACUGGGCGUUUCCAUGGCCCCCCUGGUGUUGCUACUGGAGGAUGUGUGGAGGCCCCUCCCACAGGUCAUAUUCUGCUCAGUGGUCAUCACCUCCAGCCUAAUGGCAUGGCUUCUCCCAGAGACUCUUAAUGCCCGCCUCCCAGAGACUAUAGAAGAUAUAGAGGCGAGGAAAAACACGGUAGACCUGUUGGAGCAAGAAAAGGCUGACAAACACCUGAAGUGUCGAAAUAGUGAUGGAAAUGAGAACUGAUGCCCGAGUCUUCAGAGUCGCAAUCUUCCACAUCGGCGGUCCAUACCUGAGUUGGGAUGAGUGUAGCGGUUGUGCCAUGACCAUCGAACUUGUCCUGAGUGCAAGCGCACCUGUUGU